Cinara cedri is the source of this 2555-nucleotide messenger RNA. The record is from the annotation of a GenBank genome assembly. Lineage: Eukaryota; Metazoa; Arthropoda; Insecta; Hemiptera; Aphididae.
GUCCGAGACUCCGCCAGUGUCGAUAUUACAUUAUUUUUUUUUAUUUUUGUGUUUUUGUUUUUCUUAAAUCGCCAAACACAAACGAACACAAUGGUCGCCUAUAAAGCUCUCUUGGCCGUCGCCAUCGCGAUGUCGGUCGCUCAAGUAAGUAACAUAAUAUAUUAUUAUUUCAAUUUUGUUUGAAUUGUUGUUUUUUUUUUUUUUUUUUCUUUUAAUACCUCUGCCUCUGGUUACGUUUAAUUUUUCCUCUUUUCGGAAAUCUCGACCCAAACGUCAACUCCGUGUAUCCCAGAAUCAAAUCUGAUCUAGUUUACAGGAGGUCGCCGAAUUGAUUUGGAGAACACCGGAGACGUUCAAGCGUCAUUGUUAAUUUAAUUUUUGUAAAUAAUCGUAUGAGAACCGGUAAAUUUCACUGUUUAGUUGUACAAUAUUUACACGGUCUAGACGUAGUGCAAUUUUAAAUACACUGGCGUUCUUUAUAUUAUUUUAUAUUUUUUGAGGUUUUAGAUUCGGAACGUCGUGAAGAACGUAUUGAUUUUACAAUGAUGUUUAUUUUUUUUUAUUCUUUUUCCUUAUACUUUUUAUAUUUUACCAGAAAUCAUGUUCCGGUGUAUCAUGUAUAGCAUUUUCCUGAAAGGUUGAUAUAUUAAUUAAGGAGGUUAGUUUUUCGAUUUCCCAAGCUGUUUUCAUAUUAAUUGAAAAAGACCGGAAAAAACCGUAAGGAUAAACGGACAAAUAUUUACGGCACAACGAUUACAUGAUUUUCAAUUUUUACGCUUUAUGUUUUCUAACGGGAAUAUCGUUUCAAUAAAAAAAAAUGACAAGUGAUCAUUGUUUUGCAUUUUAGUCUAGUUGGCGAAUAAAGAAACCGUUUUUUGAUACAUGAAAACCCUUUUAAAAAAUGUAUAACCGAACUUCGCUCCGAAUCGUUUUUCGUUACCAAUAGUUUAUCGUUGCGAAUAUUUAUAAAUUAAAUUCCCCUCUGUAUCCCACCUUCCAGACUUCUCACCUACAAUAACGGGCCACCUGUCAUACGAAUUAUGUCCAUCUUUUUUACAUUGUUGUAUUUACAAAAUAAUAUAAUUUUUUUUUCAAAUACUUUUUUAAUGAUCAAUGUGAUAUAAUAUUCCAUUGAAAAUACAACAGUCAAUAGGUUAUCGUUAUUGUAUACAGAAAACAGAUAUAAAUUGAAUUACUUAAAAAUAUAUAACAAUAUUCGUUCCUAACUUUCUCAAUUUCCCGCCUAUAUAUUGAAGAAUGUCUGAUUUUUUUUUGAAAACAAACGCGAGCAUUGAGCAUCAGAAAUUGUAUUAUCUACGUUUAUUUUAACACGUGGCGACCAACAUCUGAUGUUUUCUAGAUUAACGCCAGACCCACUGAGACCAAAUGGACCGAACCUUUCGAGUCUGCACUGAAAAAUUUGACAACGUCAAUAAGUGGAGUACUUGGAGAAAACGGCCAAAAAGCCACAGACUUGGCCAAAAACAACUACAACGAGUUCGUCAACAAUUUCAAAUCUGGAUUGGCCUCUCUAUCGAAAACAGUACGGUGAAAAAUAAUUGUACAUAUCCUAAGUAAUAACACAUAAGAACGGUGACAAAAAAAAUAUAUAUUUUCAAUGUGUUCAUAAAACCCACAAAUUAUUUCUUAUUUUUUAUUUUGUUUACUCACCCGUUAAAAGUGUUGUAGUUUAUACAUAAUAUUAUUAAGCAUAUCCAUGAUAAUAUGUUUUUGUUCACGCAGUUCGAAGGCAAAACCGGAGUGUCCGAUGUAGUCAAGGAGGCCACCAAACAGUGGGAAUCGGCCGUCGACAAGUACUCGAAGAACUUGCCGCAGGAUUUGACCCCGGCGAAAUUGACCGAGAAAUUCGAAAAAUCUCUCAAGUACAUCACCGACAACGCAACCGAGCUUUCGAACAAAGCAAAAGGAAACAGCGAGACUGAAAAGGAAAUUAGAGAAUUCACCAAGAAACAGAUCGACUCUCUUUUUAAACACGUCGAAGACCUCAAGGUAAAUUAUCGUUGAAAUAACAGCUUGAACGACAAGAACCGGAGUAAUAAUAUAAUGUAUUUUUGCGAUUUCAGAAUUCAUUGGGCGAAAAUAAAACCCAAUAACCUCGAUCAAUGAUGUCCAUCUACCAUUUUUACCAUCUAGACGAUUAUGCCGACUAGAAUACAAUACGAUAAACUGAAAACUAUAAUUUAUUACCCGUACACUAAUAAAUAGGCGACGAUUUGAUUGUAAUUUUAUAAUUAAUAACAAUGUUAUAUUUUUAUUCCGUUAAUAUCAAUGUUUCAUCUUUGUUGUAACACUGAAUCUGACAUUAUUAAAUCAUACAGUUUAUUUUGUAAUGUUAUAAACGUUAUUUAUCAUCCGUACCGUAGAAAAAUUCGACGGGAAAAACGACGAAAUACCAAUAGUGUUUUGUAAACCGAUAACGUCAAAAAUGCCCUCAAUCGAAAUAUUCGAUUUCGAUUCUUCUCGUGAAAAUAUGUGAUAUUAGGCGUGCGUACGGGCGUAUUUAACCUAACCUUUGGAAAUACGCGGAAAAAAAA